AAAACCAACUAUACCAAGUUAUCAUAGAUAUGCAAUAAAUUAUCAUUUUUUUUUUAAAUUGCAAUAAAUGAUUAUUAACAAUUAUUCUUUUGUUCAUUUUCAAUUUGCUAGGCUACUUACCAAACAUAAUGGAGAUUCCUUAGUUCUCAACCCGGAUUUCCAAGCUUUGCAUAUUUUUUCAUACGUUUCAAAGUCAAAUUAUUAAUUUAAAUAAAUAAGGUUUCUUCAAUCCCUUCCUCAAAUCUCAUGUUGGAUUUCUUUUGACCAAUAUGGCAUGAAAAAUCACAACAAAAAAAUUGAGAAACAAAAAAAGUCAUGAAAACAAUAAAAAAUUAUUACAAAAAAUUAAUUUAUAAUGUUAUUCUGAUGACAAAUGCGUGUAUUUGUUGCUGUGGUUUUUCAUAUAAACUUACCAACCAACAAAAACAGUGAUAACUUUCCAAAUUUUGUUUGUGAAAGUAAUGGCUUUAGUCAAAUACAAACAAUAUGAACAAACAAUCCAAAUCCAAUUCUAGAAAGAAAAGCAAAUUAUGCUUCAGCCUUGUCUGUGGCUCGUUGAGUCGGAUUCCGUGGUCAAACCCCAUGUCCUGAUGUUACCCCGAAGUAACCAGUCAACAUGGGCGGCUCAUCAGCCCCUUGCUUCGAAUGUCUCAUUUUCCCAUCAAAGAACAAGCACCAUAACCAAAAACUGAUUAAUAUUGAGAUUAUUUCCCAUUUUUUGUUUUGGAAAAGGUACUGUUGGCAAACGUUUCUUCCAAGCUUGGUCUCUGGUCUUCAGUGCAGGCUCUGUGUUCUUCCACUGACUUUACGAAUACGUUUACAACUUUUUAUUUUUUAUAUAUAUAUAUAUAUAUAUUUUGUCUUACUCCAAAAUUCAUUUCUCAAUUCUUCUCAUGUUUUUAUUUGAUGGUUGUGUAAGUAACUCAUUACUGCAAAAGUAAAUUUAACAAGAUGAAGAGGAAGAAGAUCAUGUCAGGAGACCAAGUUGUUCCAUGCCGUUUCAUUUUGUUUAUAUUCUUAAUCCUGAUUACAGGUACUAUUGUGGCCGGAGAUUCUUUAGACACAGACAAAGAAGUUCUGCUGAAUCUGAAAUCAUUCCUGGAAGAAAAGAAUCGCGUAAAUCGAGGAAGAUACACAGAAUGGAACGCUGACAGCUCGACACCAUGUCAGUGGCAUGGAAUCUCUUGUUCUCCUGAUGGGCAAAGAGUAAUUGGAAUAGACCUCUUUGACAACUAUAUUUCUGGGGAAAUGUUCAAUAACUUCUCAGCCUUAACCGAACUUCAAGAACUUGAUCUCUCAAGUAACACCAUUGGUGGAGCCAUACCUGACGAUUUGAACCUAUGCAGAAGCCUUGUAUACCUCAACUUAUCACAUAAUAUCCUAGAAGGAGAGCUGAACCUGACAGGGUUGAAUAGUUUACAGAAGCUUGAUUUGUCUACUAAUAGGAUUCGAGGGGAAAUUAAAGUUAAUUUUCCAGCAAUUUGCAAUAGACUGCUUGUUGCAAACCUUUCAACUAAUAAUUUCACCGGUGGUAUAGAUAGCUGCUUUGAUGAAUGCUGGAAUCUGCAGUAUCUGGACUUGAGCUCCAAUAAUUUUGUUGGCAAUAUAUGGAAUGGAUUUGCAAGGCUUGUGGUGUAUUCACUUUCUGAGAACUUUGUUUCUGGGACACUUUCAAGAUCAAUGUUUACAAGUAAUUGUAGUUUGCGGAUUUUGGACCUUUCACAAAACAAUUUUCGGGGUGAACUUCCAGGGGAGAUUUCAAAUUGCAAGAACUUGACUAUCUUGAAUAUAGGGGAAAACAAAUUUAAAGGGCCAAUUCCAUUAGAGAUAGGGACGAUUUCGACUCUUAAAGGUUUGCUCUUGGGGAACAACAGUUUUUCUAGGUUGAUUCCAGAAUCCCUAUUGAACCUGACGAAAUUGACCUUUUUGGAUUUGAGCAAGAACAAUUUUGGUGGGGAUAUACAAAAGAUUUUUGGGAGAUUCACACAGUUGAAGUUUCUUGUACUAGACGGAAAUUCAUACUCAGGAGGGAUUAGUUCUUCUGGUAUUCUCAAGCUACCAAACAUUUCUCGUUUAGACCUGAGUUAUAACAAUUUCUCAGGCCCAUUACCUGUUGAAAUCUCUCAAAUGCAAAGUUUGAAUUUCUUGAUGCUGGCCUACAAUCAAUUUACAGGUACUAUACCACCUGAGUAUGGAAACUUGCCGCAGUUACAAGCCCUUGAUCUCUCCUUCAACAGGCUUUCUGGAUCAAUCCCACCAGCCCUCGGAAAAUUGAGCUCUCUUUUAUGGUUAAUGCUUGCAAACAACUCCCUUAGUGGUGAAAUUCCACCUGAUCUCGGAAACUGCAGCAGCUUGUUAUGGCUAAACCUCGCCAAUAAUCAAUUUUCUGGAAGAAUCCCUGCUGAGUUGGCAAAGAUUGGGAGAAAUGCUACUUCAACUUUUGAAUCAAAUCGGCUCCGCAAUGACAGCAUGCUUCCUGGUUCUGGUGAGUGCUCGGCAAUGAAGAGGUGGAUACCAGCAGACUAUCCACCUUUCAGUUUUGCGUAUACAAUUCUCACGAGGAAGACUUGCAGGCACAUAUGGGAUCAGUUGCUUAAAGGUUAUGGCCUUUUCCCAAUGUGCACUGCCGGUUCAAUGGUGAGAAUAUUACAAAUCUCAGGUUAUCUUCAACUUAGUGGGAAUAAGUUUUCGGGUGAGAUCCCUUCAGAUGUUGGAAUGAUGAGGAAUUUCAGUAUGCUUCACUUGGGUUUCAAUGAGUUCAAUGGUAAACUGCCUGCACAGAUUGGACAGUUGCCACUUGUAGUCCUAAAUAUCACCCAAAACAAAUUUUCAGGAGAAAUUCCAGCAGAGAUUGGGAAUCUCAAAUGCUUACAGAAUGUAGAUUUGUCAUACAAUAAUUUUUCUGGCAUAUUUCCAACAAGCUUCAAAAACCUGACUGAACUGACCAAGUUUAACAUUUCAUACAAUCCGCUCAUUUCUGGUGUAAUUCCAUCAACUGGGCAAUUGGCAACGUUCGAGAAGGAGUCCUACCUGGGAGAUCCGCUACUGGAUGUUCCAGAUUUUAUUGACAAUAGAACAGAUAACCGGCCAAACGAUCGUCAGAGGCAGAAGAAACCUGCCAUGUUGGCUGUGCAUUUGGUGUUAUUAGCUCUGACAUUGGCCUUUGUAGUUCUCGGGGUUGUAUUACUUUUGGUUUGCAUAUUGGUGAAAACUCCAGCACAACCGCAAGGUUAUCUCUUACAGGAUACAAAGUAUAGACCUGAUAUGGCAUCUAGCUCUGGCCGGUCAUCACCAUGGUUAUCAGACACUGUCAAGGUCAUCCGUUUGGACAAAACAGCUUUCACACAUGCUGACAUUUUGAAGGCUACAGUUAAUUUUUCAGAGGAUAGGAUUCUUGGAAAGGGAGGAUUUGGAACAGUUUACCGAGGUGUAUUGCCUGAUGGGAGAGAAGUAGCAGUGAAAAAGUUACAAAGAGAAGGAAUUGAGGGCGAAAGGGAGUUUCGGGCUGAGAUGAAGGUUCUUAGUGGAAAUGGUUUUGGUUGGCCGCACCCUAACCUUGUAACACUUUAUGGUUGGUGCCUUGAUGGCGUAGAGAAAAUAUUGGUUUAUGAGUACAUGAGAGGUGGGAGCCUGGAGGAUCUUAUAUCAGAUAGAGUUCGGUUAACAUGGCGGAGAAGGAUCGAUGUGGCAGUCGAUGUUGCCCGAGCAUUAGUAUUUCUACAUCAUGAAUGCUACCCUGCAAUUGUGCACAGGGAUGUUAAGGCUAGCAAUGUCCUGCUAGAUAAAGAUGGGAGGGCAAGAGUCACAGAUUUUGGUCUAGCUAGAGUUGUUGAUGUUGGAGACAGCCAUGUGAGCACAAUGGUGGCAGGAACUAUUGGUUAUGUAGCACCAGAAUAUGGGCAGACUAUGAAAGCUACUACGAAAGGCGAUGUGUACAGUUAUGGGGUGUUAGCAAUGGAACUUGCAACUGGAAGGCUAGCUGUGGAUGGAGGGGAAGAAUGCCUAGUGGAAUGGGCCAGACGUAUCAUGGGAAAUGGCCAAAAUGGAUUAGGUCGAGCUGUAACGCCAGUGGUGCUUUUGGGAUCCGGGCUAGCUGAGGGGGCAGAGGAGAUGUGUGAGCUGCUUCAGAUUGGGGUCAGAUGCACAGCAGAAGCUCCACAAGCUAGACCAAACAUGAAAGAGGUGCUAUCUAUGCUAAUUAGAAUAACAAGCAGUGGGGAAGAUUUCAAUUAUUGCAUCUCAUGAUAGCUGGUUAAAGAACUCAAAGUGUCCAUAGGUUAGGAUGUCAAAUAGUUUACAGAUAAACAGGUUUAAAACACAUAAAUUUUCUUGUCAUGAUUCUUCUGUAAAGAGCCUUUCCCAUUCGUUAUGUUGAAAGAAUUUAAUCAAUUUUGUUCCCAGUCAGUUUCAUGGAAAAUUUUAGCAAUCAGCUUCUUUUAUUUGUUUGUUUUAUGGAUGAAUGAAUUUCGAGAGUAAAUAAACAUGAUUUUUCAAUAUAAGGCCUAGCAGUCUGAUCAAGAAACCAUGUCUGAGAACAAUUUAAGACCUCUGGGAAUCAUUACAGUGUAAAAUUUUCUAAUUGAAGUAGAAAUGAGCAUUCAUUAUUCAACCAUCUUGGCCUAAGUCCAGAACAAUGAUCACUGUACAUAUCUAAUUAAUGAGGUACUUAAUUACUUUUCAGCUUCUGCUUUGAGCUGUGAGUCACCAAGUUUUCCAGCUUGCAGUUCAAAGAACUUCAAAAAGUGUAGAAGUUUCUUUUUGUGAAUCAUAAACAGCCGAAGGAAAGGAAAAAUGAUAAGAGUUUCUCAUAGGAUAACAGUGAACUUUUGCAGCAUUGAUGAUAACUGAUAAG
This is a messenger RNA of Durio zibethinus, 4852 nucleotides long. Its product is annotated as putative LRR receptor-like serine/threonine-protein kinase At1g74360. Gene Ontology annotation, biological process: protein phosphorylation. Gene Ontology annotation, molecular function: ATP binding; protein kinase activity; receptor serine/threonine kinase binding. NCBI's taxonomy places the organism in Eukaryota, Viridiplantae, Streptophyta, Magnoliopsida, Malvales, Malvaceae. The record is from RefSeq and is a predicted model, not a curated record.